This is a messenger RNA of Cinara cedri, 462 nucleotides long. The record is from the annotation of a GenBank genome assembly. Lineage: Eukaryota; Metazoa; Arthropoda; Insecta; Hemiptera; Aphididae.
AUGGGCCAACGAAUUGUACAAGUUAUUGGAAAGGAAGUUUUGGAAAUUAUAAAUAAAAAAUAUAAAAAUCCUGUAGCUAUUCCGUACAAAAAGGAACUGGCAAACGAUAAAUUGGACGAUUUGUUAGAAGAAUUUCCAGAAAAAUUAGCACUGCUUAGAAUCGACAAUUACUAUCAUAUGGAUUUCGAUAUUACGCAGGAUUUUGUAGGCGUAUUUAACAAAACGGAAAUGACUCGUUUUCUAACUGACAAUCACGAUUUUUGGAACCGAGGAGAGUACGACGAUGGCAGCAAUAUAAUUAUAGAUAAUAACAAAACAGUUGGUAUAGACUGUUUAACAUGGCUAAAUUCGAAUGCCAAAGUUAAAAUGUAUAACAAAUUUGUGUGCCAAAUUACCAAUCCUGGAGUCAAUAAACAGAUCGGAAACCAUAUUAUCGACUUUAUUGUCCAGAUGCCCGUCUAA